UAAUUACACGAUUACACGAUUACACGAUUUACAUAUAGAGAUAUUCAAUUAAGAAACUAAUUCUUAUGCUUCACAGUAAAUAUUAAUAUUCUGAAAUUUCUACAACUGAGUACAAUCUCUCGAAGAACAAAAUUAAGGAAUCAAACGGUUACGGCGAUUGCACAAAACAGAAAACUGAAAAUCAAUAAACAAUGUCACUUUUAUUUCAAACGACCAUAUUUAUUGGUUAUUUGGUUUCAUUAUCAACUCAAACCAAUAUUGGGCAUUCAUGGAACAAUCAUCACUGGGACCUAGAAAAGGAAACACAACAACAACAACAAUAUCAAGAUGACAUUGAUCGUAUUGAUGAGCAUAAUGAUGAUGAUGAUGAUGAUGAUGAUAAUGCUAAUGACGAUGAUAAUCAAUAUUUGUAUUUAUUUAAUUUAAAUAGACAACCAUCCUAUUCAACUAACUUCAGGCGUAAAGUAUUUUCAAGUCCAAAAAUCAAUUUACCUAUUGAUAUAGAUGAAGAUGUUGAUAAACUACAAGAAUCGACUUCUUCUUCUUCUUCUUCGCCUCCUACAGAUGAAAACAUUGAAUAUUUAAAUCUAAUUUGGCCAAAUCUAAUUUAUUACAGAAAUCCUUUAAAAAAACGUGAUUGGUUGAAUGAAAAUACUCAACUAACGGAUAAUAGUCUGAUUGUAAAAAAAAUGCCAGAAACUAUAAAAUGGUCUACACCAAUUCAACCGGGCAAUUCAAAAGAUUUACGUAAAUUACGUAAUCUAGAUACAUUUAAUACAGAACAAUAUAAACAUCGAGAUGGUACACAUCAGAAAAAUUCAAGAUCUUGGACAAACGAAAAUGAAUCGGCCGUAAACGAACAAAGCGAACGUCAAGGCUGAUAUUAUUGUUAUUACAUUUAUGUGCAUAUAUCUAUGCAUAUGUAUAUGCUCCCCUUCAUAUGAAUAUAUUGAUUGGUAGACAAAUCAGUAUUCAUGUACAAAGAUAGACAUGUAAUAACAACCAAUCAUAAUUCAACUCUCUCUCUCUCUCUAUAUAUAUAUAUAUAAAUGUAUCAGAAUGCUUCAACUCAAUCAAUCAAUCAAUCAGUAGUAUCCAACCUGAUCAUCACAAAUUACAGAUUAAUUCUAUUUUAAUUCAUUUAAGAGAAUGAGCAAAAUUUGGACGGAAAAAAAUAAAAAAAAUAAAAGAUUAUCCUUGAUAAUAUUUUAUUCUCUUAUAUGAAAAUAUAAAUUUUGUUUGUGUUAAAUGUAUUUUAUUGA
Molecule: messenger RNA, 1262 nt
Organism: Schistosoma bovis
Lineage: Eukaryota; Metazoa; Platyhelminthes; Trematoda; Strigeidida; Schistosomatidae
Source: the annotation of a GenBank genome assembly